UCGAUCCAAUCUUAGAGAUUUUGGAUCCGCCGGGAUGGGCAGCAAGAGGAGCUUUGAGGACCAACAUAGGGAAGAAGAAGAAGAGCAAGAACAAGAGGAACAAGAAGAUCAAGGAAGAGUUCCAGGCGUGGGAGGAGAGGGAACAGCAAGGUAUCCCAAGAGGUUGAAUCUAAAUUCCAGACUAGAGGAAGAAGAGGAAGGCCAGGCAUUAGAACUAGAUCGAGGUGACGAUCUCGAUCAAGCUAGAAUCGUCGCUGCUGGGUGUCAAGAUCCCAAGCUGGAUCAUCGUGGUCGUCAUCACGAGCUCGAGAAUGAAGAGAUGGAGGAGGAGGAGGAGGAGGAGGAGGAUAGCAGCGCGAUCGUGACAAGGGAAUUCGAGGUGUGUGGCGAGGAGAUUAUAACUUCCUCCUCGACUUCGCCGGCGGCGGCGGCGGCGGUGGCUCAUUGUUUCCUUGGCGGGGCCACCACCAAGCUUGGAUUCUUGUCAAGGGACCUGGAUCAUCACCAUCUCUCAAAGCAAGAUCACGUCGCCAAGGCGAGAGAGCACUGGAGAUCAUCCCUCUCGUCCAGCACUUCCGUUGUGUCGGAGGGCAGCACGUCGCUGGGAUCAUCCUCAGAUCAUCAAAGCCCCGCCGCCGCCGUUGCCGCUGCUACCGCCGCCAUCGCUCCUCUCGCGCCGGUUGCUCUUCACGCUGCCAGCACUGCUGCUGAGAACCACGCGUCGAUCGCCACCACCACCACCAAUCGCCAAUUCUCUUGCACUUACUGUGACCGAAAGUUCCCAAGCUCGCAGGCGCUGGGUGGCCACCAAAACGCGCACAAGAGGGAGAGAACCGCCGCUCGACGAGCUCACGGUGCUAGGACCGCCGCCGCCACCACCACCACCACCACCACCGCUAUCACCCCCACCAUCGGUUUUCCCGGCGGAAGCUCGGGCUCCGCGUUCCACGGGUUUAACGCCGCCGCCGCCGCCAACAACAGGUCCCUGGGAGUGGAAGCCCAGUCCACCGUCGCCACGGCACCAAGUAGUCUUCACAAGAACUCCACUCUGCCAUCGUCGUCCCACCCAAACUCUGGCGAGCACCACCAUAGCUCCAGCUUCUCCGGAUUUGGAUUCCACCACCCAUCAUUGAGCGGCCUGGACUCCAAAGGUUGGUGCGCUGCUGCCAGAGCUGCUUCUUCGUUUCUCGCGGGAUCGUCGUCUCAACAGCAACACCAGCUGCAAAGAAGCCCGUCGGUCGAGAUGUUUGGUCACGGAGUUAAGUCGGGUGUUCGGUUUCAUAUCAAUGGUUUGGUCGGAGGAGCGCCGGCGGCGGAAGAGCAGCAGCACUACCAACACCAACAGCAGCAACAGCAGCAGCACCAAUGCAACCUGUCGUCGUUGAAGAACUCUGAUCCAUUCGAGGAUGACUCGGGCGAGCUGGAUCUCUCGCUGAGACUAGGAGCGAAGCGGCACUGAUGGUUUAGGAUGUCUACGUCCA
Messenger RNA from Selaginella moellendorffii, 1481 nucleotides. Its product is annotated as homeobox protein prospero. Gene Ontology annotation, molecular function: DNA-binding transcription factor activity. The coding region runs from base 35 to 1459 and encodes 474 amino acids. Lineage: Eukaryota; Viridiplantae; Streptophyta; Lycopodiopsida; Selaginellales; Selaginellaceae. The record is from RefSeq and is a predicted model, not a curated record. The transcript has a single exon.